This is a messenger RNA of Fundulus heteroclitus (mummichog), 1010 nucleotides long. RefSeq names its product apolipoprotein Eb. Lineage: Eukaryota; Metazoa; Chordata; Actinopteri; Cyprinodontiformes; Fundulidae. Gene Ontology annotation, biological process: cholesterol catabolic process; lipoprotein catabolic process; lipid transport. The record is from RefSeq and is a predicted model, not a curated record. Bases 86 to 874 code for a protein of 262 amino acids. The transcript has 5 exons. Gene Ontology annotation, molecular function: lipid binding. Gene Ontology annotation, cellular component: extracellular region; intermediate-density lipoprotein particle.
AUAAAUACUCAGAGAAAGGUUCAGUCGGUCUCACAGACGUCAGAGAUCAAAUCAGACAUCUGAGCUGUCCGUGUUUGGGGUCAUCAUGAGGGUGUUUGCAGUAAUCCUUGCUCUUGCAGUCAUCUCAGGAUGCCGUGCACGAAGUGUUCUCCAGGACGAAUGGCAGAGCUCAUGGGAGGUCACGGUGCAAAAGUUGAAUGAUUAUUUUGCAGAGCUGAACACCAAGGCUGAUGAGGUGGUGAAGGACAUCAGGAGCUCCCAGAUCAGCCGAGAGCUCGACACCCUGAUCCAGGACAGCAUGUCGGAGCUGGCCAUGUACAAAGACGACCUGCACACCAAGCUGGCCCCCUACACCCAGGAGGCUGCAGAGCGCUUUGGAAACGACCUGCAGCUGCUGGCCGACCGGCUGCGUGGACACAUGACCGACGCCCGCGAUCAGAUGGACAGGUACGUCCAGGAGCUCCAGGCCAUGGUGGAGCAGAACACUGAGGACGUCACGGCCCGGAUGUCCACCUACACCCGAAAGCUGCAGAAACGCCUUCAGAAGGACACCCAGGAGAUCCAGAGACACGUUUCCGACUACCUGGAGGAGCUCCAGAACCGCGCCUCAGACAACGUGGAGGACAUCAAGGUCAGACUGGACCCGUAUUUUGCUCAGGUGCGAGACAAAGCCGAGGCAAAGAUCACCACCCUGAACGAGCUGCUGAAGAACCAGGUGGACAGCCUGAAGGACCAGGUCCAGGCGGCCUCUGAGGACAUCAAGGGCCGCUUGGAGACCUCCACCCAGGACCUGCGCUCCACUCUGGGCGGGAAGAUGGAGGAGCUGCGCAACUGGCUCGAGCCGUACGUCUCCAUGAUCAGAGAGGUCAUGUAAACGGCGCCGGCGACCAGAACUGCUGAUCCAGAACCGUUUCAUGCAACAGAAUUCACCAAUAGAACCAGCUACAGACCAGAAGUUUGUCUCCAACGAUGCUUUGAUGUGUCUUCACAAAUAAAGGUUAAAAAAAAAA